Messenger RNA from Phlebotomus papatasi, 893 nucleotides. RefSeq lists its product as uncharacterized. The record is from RefSeq and is a predicted model, not a curated record. The coding region runs from base 48 to 869 and encodes 273 amino acids. NCBI's taxonomy places the organism in Eukaryota, Metazoa, Arthropoda, Insecta, Diptera, Psychodidae. The transcript has 3 exons.
UCGAACAGUUUUUGUCAUUGAGUUUGUUUACAUUUUUGGGAGCGAAAAUGGAUAUUAUAGUCUUAAAAAAACAGCCAAAAGUGAACACUUCCUUGCCUACAAGUAGCGUUAUGAAGAAAGCAAUAGCUGAAAUGAAAGCAAAUUCAAUUCUUUGGAAUACAAAUCAUCCUGAUUAUCGAUCAUCAGCGAGGUAUAAGGCUAUUGAAGAAUCAUCCAAGAAAAUUGGAAUUACGUCUGACAGAAUGGCUAAUCUGAUAAAGUACAUAAAAAAGCAAUUGUUUCUGGAGAAGAGAAAGAUGAAAAAGAAGGCUCAAAACACAAAUCCAAAUGAAAUGGAUAAUUCAAGGGUUUGGAAAUGGUACAAACAUUGUUGGUUUAUCAAUAACUGGAAAGGGUAUCAAGCUAAGUACUUGGAUCCACCGAAACCUUCAAUAGAUUCAUUUGAGAGCCACCCGGAUGAUCCGGAACAAUCUGAACCAGAUUUGGAGGAAAAUAUCUCAACAGGAGAUCAGUCAAGUGAAGUUCCAGAUCCAGAGUCUUCCAAUCUGUUAGAUUCAGCCACUAAAGUCUACGUUGUUGAUCCAGAUACUGGAAGCUUUUCGGAGUCUGAAAAUGAAUCUAAUGAAUCCUUCCAACAUCAAUCGGAUAAUGCUGAGGAUUCUAUAGAAAUGCACAGUAAUCAUGAUAUUGAUAUUUUCAGCGAGGAAAAACCACCAGAAGUUGCAGAUAGCAAGAAUUUUCUGAUAAAUGGAGUCUGUUCAUCCCUGGAACUUCACCUCUCUAAUGAUAAAUAUACUGAAGAUGAUGUUGUAGAAUUUCAUAGUAAAAUAAUUUUAUUUAUGCAUUCAUACUUCAAGAAAAAAAUGUGAAAUAAAAAUAUUCUGUUAUCGUUU